AUCGAGCUCAGUCUCGCACUUCUGGACCUUUGCCCAGGCCCCGUGGUCGUGUUUGUAGAUCCUCGAUUGCACGAUAAUGCAGCGGCGAUGGUCGACAGGGCGCAACAUCUGGUCGCUUUGUUCGACAAAGCGAAUGUAAGGCGGUGGAGAGUCAUCGUGACUUUACCUGCGACGGAAGACGGACUCCGUGCUGCGACUGUCCUCACGGAACUCUCGAUUCAAACCAACCUCUCGCUCGUAUCUUGCCUCCCACAUGCUGCUGCAUGCAUCGAAACCGGUGCGAAGAUGCUGACGAUGAGCGUCGGAGGCAUCUUGGAGUGGUACGAGCAACAAGAAAAGUUGAUACCAAAAAUUACGGCGGACCACCCUGGGAUUGAGACAAUCCAGACAUGCACAUCAUAUAUACUUCACAACAAAGUGAAUAGCACACUCACGACCGCUGAUGUACGCAGUUGGGCAGAAUUAAAACAACUGAGCGGUAUCGGUGGCGCAGCACUCACUGAAAAACAACUCGAUCAGAUCCCUAUGCGCACCCUCACGACGUGGUUUCCCCGUUCCAACGAUACUUCCCGUAGCACGAUAAACGCGCGCGCAGCACCGUAUCCUACGCGCUACCUCGAGUCACAGUGGGGAUUCUUAAUGUCGCACUUUCCCGCGGAGUGUCGAAGCCUCGUCUCUGCGGUUCUUUAUGUCCGUCUGGGACAGAUGAAGGUGCUGAUGGAAGAAAUAGAGGGUGUUGUGAAAGACGAAUUGAGGCAUCGGGUAAAGCUCGUGAAGUUGGACCUGAAGGCGAUGUAUGCAUUGAAACCUUGGGUGCCAGAACCGGCCUCGGAAGGCGCAGACAAAAAGAAGUCUAUGAGGAAACUGUCAAGGUCACCUUCGUCCUUAUCGGCGCUCAGCUCUUGCGCAUCAUCUGUAACGCAUUCUGGUAGUCGCGAGAAACCCCGGUCCUCGUCGGUAUGCAAGGAGAAUACGACACCUUUGGUCGAGGGUGUAGACUAUUUCUAA
Messenger RNA from Pisolithus orientalis, 1008 nucleotides. RefSeq lists its product as uncharacterized. The annotation marks the transcript as partial. Gene Ontology annotation, biological process: carbohydrate metabolic process. Lineage: Eukaryota; Fungi; Basidiomycota; Agaricomycetes; Boletales; Pisolithaceae. The transcript is spliced from 4 exons. The record is from RefSeq and is a predicted model, not a curated record. Gene Ontology annotation, cellular component: intracellular anatomical structure.